This is a messenger RNA of Phlebotomus papatasi, 1039 nucleotides long. RefSeq lists its product as uncharacterized. NCBI's taxonomy places the organism in Eukaryota, Metazoa, Arthropoda, Insecta, Diptera, Psychodidae. The transcript is spliced from 2 exons. The record is from RefSeq and is a predicted model, not a curated record. Bases 155 to 1039 code for a protein of 294 amino acids.
AAGUUCUUGUCAGUUUUUUUAGUUUGAAAUGGAAAUUAAGAUAAUUAAAAUAGAAUAUUUUAGUUAAUCGAAAAAUUAUAGUAUAUGAAGUAGAAUCAAAUGAGUGAGGAUCUUUGAGUCGUAGAAAUCUUUGAGAGAAGCGGAAGUAAAGCAAAUGGAUCAGUCUCGAGAAAAACUACUUAAACCACGUCGCCUCUUUGGCAUUUCUAAUGAAAUGACAAUGGAACACGAAUAUCCUUCGGUGAUUUAUGAAGAGGAGGAUCUUACAGAUAUUAAUGAAAUGUAUAGUGAAGAUCAAGCCAUGCCAAAUUAUAUUUUUAAGCCAUCUUCAACAAUCACUUGGGCUGAUCAGCAAGAAUCAUACAGUUCACUGCCAGUAGAAGUAGAGCAGAUAAAUAAUGUCGAUGAAUGCUUUGAAAAAUUCGAUAGACGUAUUCAUUCCUGGGAAGCUGAAGAUGCUGAUGAUUUUAUCACAACACUUGAUGAAAGUAUCUUAGUUGAUAUCCAAACAUUAGAAGACGGCCACAAUAUUCAAGAUUCGACGACGAUGGGAACAAAAGUAAAAAAUCAGAGGCCGAAAUCACUGUACGACAUAACGUCAAAUUCUCUUGUGGAUUCUGCAACUAAUCAAAUUAUGGUGACAUCAGGAGGACCAGUUGAGAAAUUCCCAAAGAUUAUGACCACUUCCUGUUAUGGCGUCCUCAAUACCGGCAAUGAAAAACGAGUAAAGAGCAAUAGUGAAGCCAGCUUGCUGCUAAUGAAGAGUCAGGAGGAAUUACAGAUAGCACCGCCUUUGGAAUCAUAUGCAAUAUUGCCACAUUCGACCCUGUGGGCCUCAUCCACAGAUGAAUUGCGGAGUUCCAAGUCACAGCAACAAUCACGAGAUGACAUUCUUGCGUCUCUGGAAAGUUCCUUCUGUGACUCAAACUCAAUGUCAUCGUCGAUAAAUUUCCUUGGAGGACCAAAUAAGUUUUCCAGUUCAGCCACUGUGGCCAUUGCCGAUAUUGCCGAGCUGGGUGAGUCAGAUAUAAUUGCAUAA